AUGCGCGGAUGUCCCCAGAUUACGUGUAGGUUUUCGAACAUUUCCUCCUUUUAUGUAUAUGUGUUUAGAAUAAGCAUUUCAUUUUGAUUCGGUUUGUACUAUUUAAUCUUCAUGCAUUCUACUUGAAAAUUAGAGAAGUAGGAUUAAAAUACUAGUUCGAAACAUCAGUUAUGUCGGUAAAAUCUUUCAACAAAUGAUCCGGCAUAUUAUGCAGUUUUGUGCACCAUAGCGGAAAACCUCCCCAUCUUUGAUCUUUUACAAAGCGGUUGCAAAUUAUUAUUGCGGAAGAUAACGUUUUCUCUCCGAUGUCGAUGACUGCGACAACAGUACAGUACUUUCAUUCGCCUGACGUGCAUUCCGGCUAGUGUAACCCAAGGAUUGUGAACCAACGCGGACUGUUCACGGCGCUUGAAGUUUUGUGUCAAUCGAACAGGCCAGGACGACCAGAAAGGAUAAUAAUAAUAAUAAUAAUAAUAAUAAUAAUAAUAAUAAUAACAAUAAUAAUAAUAAUAAGGAGCAGUGCAGAAUUUGCCGAUGCAAGCAAAAAUGUGACUGUUGUCCUAGCAGCCCUAUUUGCCUGACGUGUCGGAUUCACGCGUGAACCCAUCAUAGAGACAGUAUCACAUACGGGUAUAUCAUGCACAUGACGCUGCCCUUUAUUCAAGAUGCGGUUGCUGUGUUACUACAUGCACAUGACAAUUAACGGCUCCCCAUUCAGUGUGAAUGGUUUCCCUCUGGUGAAGUGAAUACUUAAUAGACUGACACACAAGUCCUUAGUGGCCGAGAUUUCAUCAACCGUCUCUGAUCUUAGCUCACCGGCCUGCGUGCUCCCCAUGCGACUAAUUACUUUGGCUUAACUAAAUCUGUGCGCCGAAUAUGUGGUGAGGAGGCUAUUGCACUUGCUGAAAGACUGGUGUCCUGUAAACAAAGAGUAGCAACUCGCGGUUCCCGCGAUAAUCACCUCUCUCGUGUCUCGAACAUGAAUGUGUGACCGUGUCUUGUCGAAUAAGUCGCGACACGAGCGUUGACGGCAUUUGCCCGCUCUGCUGCUACCUGAUCGGCCUUUCACGUCCAGAGCAGUCUUCAAGUUUCUCCGACAUAGUCGCUGUGCCUGCCUCCGUCCCAGACCUGAUAAGGGAUUCCAGAUGCUCCUUGCCACGGUUGGGCGGUAUUUACACCGUUUCCUUAUCAGUAAAGCACUCUCCAAGAAAUCAAGUAAUGCCAUUUCAAGGUAUUGUCUGCUUCCAUAUCGACGGCUGUGUUACAGCAAUUGUCGUAUCCUGAGAAAUCUCAUAACUGUUCCGUUUGUUCAUCAACGCCUACACUUAUGGCCGCAAGGGCGUUUGUUUCAUUUUACGAAGAUCACAGUCCUUGCAUGCUCAAGAAGGAAAUAUGGCCGAAAAAUAUUGGCAAGUUCACGAAGUGUCUCGGCUCCAUCACAAAGCAGCCUAAAUGGCUGGACAAAACUCCCAAAUAAAAAUGAAUGACUUAUGGUUAAAGCAAAUCAGAAAAGAUGUUUUGAGAUGUAGUCUGAAAUGUGCAAAUGCUGAUAGCUCGAACAUUUGCGCUAAAUAAGUGAACUUCCAUAACUGUCGAAAUCACCGCAACACUCAUGCAGUGGUGCUAUUUACCCAUUUGCGCGCGAUAGUGUUUACAGGAUUUCUAAAUCAGCCUAAGACCUCCUAUACAUAUUAGAUCUUUUGUUGAAUGAGUACUUUAUGGAAUUAUCCAAACCGACUUAGGAAAUAAAUUGACAGGUGCAUGUAAAUACCACGCAAGAAUUAAUGCAUCCUGGAGUAUGAGAGUCGUCCAUUGCUUUUUGUUUAAUUUCAUUACGGAUUAUCAGCAAUCCUCUCCAACAGGAGAAUAGCACAUCCAGGUGGAAUUGCGGUUACGUCUUGUUUUCUCACAAUAUUUUUGCACGUCAAAGUACUUACCACAUUCAUUAGAGAAUAUGUCAGAAUACGUGGCCCUAUCCACCAUGUUCAAUAGUUAAAACCCUAAUGACAUACUAUUCAGAUUUUAAAAAAAUUAAAUCUGGUCUCUGUGAAGCAUAAUAUCUUUAUCGUGCGAAUUAACGCGCGUUGCCUAACGGACAAUGGUAUGCACAUUCGAAUUUCAUGAUUCCUCUCGGAAAGGUCUUCCGUCAGGCCUUAAACUGAGGCCAGCCAACGUUUACUCAACGACCGUUCCAUUCUCUUUUUUACGCCAGCAGUACAUGGUCAUAACACAAGGAGGUCGUCAGGAAGAACCCUGAAUUCUACCUACAGUAGCGUUUCCGGGAAACCGUCUCACACGAAUGUCGAUGCCUCCCUUAAUGGUCGACUUGUACCCAGCACGGGGACCAUGGAAACUAUUUAUACUGGCAUUGCCCCCUCCAGUGUCUCGGCCCCCGAUCAACCCCGCGCUGAAGCAAUCACAUUAGGCCUCACGAAUGGUAAAUUUUCAUUUCGCCCUCAAUGCAACUUCUUGUUCAUAGGCCCGUGAGAUUUCUAAAUUCAGUCAUUGACUGUGUUAUUCGUUGGUGCACAGACAGUCCUUUUAAUUAGUCUAGCAUGCGCAGUCAGAACGUCCGCCGAGCAAGCUACAGUGUACGGUUAAUUUUCGCAUACCAGUUAAAAAAGAAAAUGCAGGGCUGUUUCAGAUGUAUUUAUGUGAUGUAGACCUGGCGGUAUUGACCUUAGGCUCAAGCUACUGAAAUAUUCUAUUAUAAUUUGGAGUCUGAGCACACUGAAGUCUUUAAUUAUGACGCAAUUCGCGCCACUGUUUUACUCCUAGGUACGAUCAAAGUAAUCCAGGACUUCACCCGCGGCUUUCUUACAUCGUUUUCUUUGACUCUCAUUAUCUUGGUAAGUUCAUAUUUCAGCUCUCUUCGCUUAUGUGCUUUGGACAAGGCUAGCAUUACUCUUCCUGUGUUUCAUUUAUAGGAGAAAAUGCAUGAGCGUUUUGUUAUUAAAAUAUCUAUUUAACGACGCCCCCCUACAAAGUGAAGAUGGUUGGAGAUGGGCUUGAUGCAGCGGCUGCCAAAUCUAAACCCCUUAUCCACUCGCGCCACACACCAUCUGAUGCUUGCUCAACAUGUGGUGGACUGCAUCAAGAGAUAUGCCUGCCGCCUUUAAGAGAUGUACAGCUUCUCGCAUGCAGGGUUUUAGCUGCCAUACCGGCGCGGGCGAAGUACAUAGCAUUUGUUCUCCAACAUACCUGGAUUUUGCCUGAUAUGCUCUUCUUGAAAGCAGGUUGCAGACACCUUUGUCAUCAUCGUCGAACCCAGGCUGCGUAGAGUAGCCAGUGUGGUAAGCCGGAUGACGUCACGCAGUUCCAUUCAUUCUGACUCCGCAGGGUCAAUCGCAUUCACAGCUGGCCGCUGUUGCGGAUUUAGAUUGUGCGGUAGUUACGACUCAGUGGGCAUUCAGACAUAUCCUGCAAUUCAGUUAUACAGAGCAAUGCAAUCCUGUGGACAGAAGACUUUUGCAAUGUUCGGAAACAAUGUCAAAAAGUGUGUACGACUCCACUCACUUGGCUUAUGCGCUUAAGGUUAGUUGGUUACUAUAUCUAUAAGAAUUCUCCAAGUAUGUUGGUUAGUAAUCUAGCCCUUUUUAAUUAACGGAAAUUUUACUUCACGUUGUUCUGGCAUUUCGUGGAUGUGUAUAUUGGACUCAAAAUCGAUAUUUCUUGAUAAAACUGGCAUGUCCCAUGCUCUACCUGAGAAUUGUUUGCUUAAAAGAAGCUGUGUCGUUUUCCCUGAUAAAAUAUUCCACCUGAAUGAAAUGAGUCAGACCUUUAAGUAACUCUAAGAGUCAAUUUUUUUGCUUUUCUUUGCAGACACCGAUGGCUCUUCUGGCGCUCUACCUCAUUGACACGUUCGUACAGACGAAGACGAGCCCGAUCAAUGUCGGAAAACCCCUCAACACUAAGGAUGAGCACUCUGCUUUCUAG
Spirometra erinaceieuropaei is the source of this 3936-nucleotide messenger RNA. The record is from the annotation of a GenBank genome assembly. Lineage: Eukaryota; Metazoa; Platyhelminthes; Cestoda; Diphyllobothriidea; Diphyllobothriidae.